Molecule: messenger RNA, 6287 nt
Organism: Pristis pectinata (smalltooth sawfish)
Lineage: Eukaryota; Metazoa; Chordata; Chondrichthyes; Rhinopristiformes; Pristidae
Gene: kidins220b
Product: kinase D-interacting substrate 220b
Molecular function (GO): protein binding
Source: RefSeq, a predicted model, not a curated record
GUGAUGGUAAAAUGGCCGCGUCGGUAGAGGAACUGUCAUCGGGACAAUAAAGAAAACGUAACAACGCACCGUGAAGGGAGGUUGCUAAUCGAGGGUUUUAUGUUGUCUGUAGACGUGAAAAAUUUCAACAAUUUAGAGCUGCAUAAAAGAGGAUCAGAUUAAGGGUCUGUUUACACAAAGAAACAGGUGAUCAGAGGUGUAGUCAAAAUACUGCAUUUGUGGGGCAAUUGCAUUGCAAAUGGCCACUGUCACAGCCCACAGCUUGUUAACGUAUAUUGAAGAAGAGAAUGUCACUGCUUUCAAGGCAUUGCUGGAGAAGUACAAAGACGUGGAUGAAAGAAAUGAGAGCGGGCAAACUCCAUUAAUGCUGGCGGCAGAGCAAGGAAAUUUGGAGAUAGUACAAGAAUUGCUCAAGAAAGGAGCAAACUGUAACCUGGAAGAUGUUGAUAACUGGACAGCUCUUAUUUCGGCUGCAAAAGAAGGACAUCUAGAAAUUGUGAGCGAACUUAUUAACUUCAAUGCUAACCUGGAGCACAGAGAUAUGGGUGGCUGGACUUCCCUUAUGUGGGCAGCAUACAAAGGUCAUAUAGAAAUUUCAAAGCUGCUACUUGAGAAAGGUGCAAACCCGAAUAUUACUGGACAGUAUAGUGUUACCCUAUCAUUUGGGCAGGCUGGACGAGGACAUCAUGAAAUUGUUAAACCUCUGCAGCAUGGUGCCAAAGUCAACUGUUCUGACAAAUAUGGAACAACUCCAUUGAUCUGGGCUGCCAGAAAGGGUCAUCUCGAAUGUGUGAAGCAUUUGUUGGAAAUGGGUGCGGAUGUUGAUCAAGAAGGAGCAAACUCCAUGACAGCUUUAAUAGUGGCUGUUAAAGGUGGCUACACUGAAGAAGUGAAGGAAUUGCUAAAUCGUAAUCCAAAUGUCAAUUUGACUGAUAAAGAUGGAAAUACAGCUUUGAUGAUUGCUGCGAAGGAAGGUCACAUUGAGAUUGUUCAGGAUCUGUUAGAUGCUGGCACUUACGUCAACAUCCCUGACCGGAGUGGUGAUACCGUACUAAUUGGUGCUGUUAAAGGUGGCCAUGUGGAGAUUGUGAGGGCUCUACUGCAGAAAUAUGCUGACAUAGAUAUAAAAGGAACGGAUAAUAAAACUGCUCUCUACUGGGCUGUGGAGAAAGGAAAUGCAACCAUAGUAAGAGAUAUUCUUCAGUGCAAUCCUGACACAGAAAUCUGUAUUAAGGAUGGUGAGACACCUCUCAUUAAAGCAACUAAAAUGCGAAAUAUUGAGAUAGUUGAACUUUUAUUGGACAAAGGUGCUAAAGUCUCUGCAGUAGAUAAGAAAGGAGACACUCCACUUCAUAUAGCAAUCCGUGGACGAAGCAGGAAAUUGGCAGAAUUGCUCUUGAGAAACCCUAAAGAUGGACGUCUUCUAUACCGACCGAACAAAGCAGGCGAAACACCAUACAACAUAGAUUGCAGCCAUCAGAAAAGCAUUUUGACCCAGAUAUUUGGAGCAAGACAUCUCUCGCCUUCCGAGACAGAUGGGGAUAUGCUUGGUUAUGAUCUAUAUAGCAGUGCACUGGCAGACAUCCUAAGUGAACCAACUAUGCAGCCACCUAUUUGUGUUGGACUUUAUGCACAAUGGGGAAGUGGAAAAUCAUUUCUUCUGAAAAAGCUUGAAGAUGAAAUGAAGACUUUUGCUGGGCAGCAGGUGGAGCCCCUUUUCCAGUUCUCUUGGCUGGUGGUAUUCAUUACACUCUUGAUCUCUGUGGGAAUGGGUGUAUUACUUGGCUUUGCAGUUGAUCUGAAGCUUGGUAUAGCAGUUGGAUUGAGUCUACUGGCACUUAUUUACAUCAUUUUUGCAAUUAUUUACUUUGGUGGUCGGCAAGAAGGAGAAAAUUGGAAUUGGGCCUGGGUAUUGAGUACUAAGCUUGCACGGCAAAUUAGCUAUUUGGAGCUGCUACUUAAACUGAUGUUUGUAAACCCACCAGAACUACCAGAACAGACUUCCAGAGCCUUGCCUGUCAGGUUUCUGUUUACAGAUUACAACAGAUUGUCUAGUGUUGGUGGGGAAACAUCUAUGGCUGAGAUGAUUGCAACUCUUUCUGAUGCUUGUGAAAAAGAGUUUGGUUUUCUGGCAACGAGACUUUUCAGAGUGUUCAAAACUGAAGAUACGCAAGGAAAAAAAGGAGUGAAGAAAUGGAAAAAGACCUGUUGUAUCCCAUCAUUUAUCAUCUUUAUUUUUAUCUUGGGUUGCUUUGUUGCUGGCGUCUUGCUUCUGGCUGUUUUCAAGGCAGAUGAGGAACAGCUGACAGUUAAUGCCAUUCUGAUAUCUAUUGUUUGCAUCAUUGGUCUGGCACUAGUUUUGAACUGCCAUACGUGGUGGCAGGUGCUAGAUUCUGUCCUUCACUCUCAAAGAAAGCGAGUUUUACUUGCGGCUUCAAAACUUCACAAACUAAAGCCUGAAGGUUUUAUGAAAGUUCUAAAGAAUGAAGUGGAACUCAUGGCCCGGAUGGCCAAGUCAAUUGAUGGCUUUACUCAGAAUCAAACGCGACUUGUGGUUGUUAUUGAUGGAUUGGAUGCUUGUGAGCAAGAUAAAGUCCUGCAGAUGCUAGACACUGUGCGUGUUCUGUUUUCAAAAGGUCCCUUUAUCGCUAUUUUUGCGAGUGAUCCCCAUAUAAUCAUAAAAGCUAUCAAUCAAAAUCUGAACAGUGUUUUAAGAGACUCUAAUAUAAAUGGGCAUGACUACAUGCGGAAUAUAGUCCAUCUGCCUGUUUAUCUUAACAGCCGUGGGCUUAGUGCAAAGAAGGUUUAUGCAGCAGUGCCAUCUAAUGGAGAUGUUGGAAACUCAGAUUAUGCAAGCUGGCAUGAAGAUAAUGAUCGAAAACUUUCACAGCACAGCUUAGGGGAAUUGACCAAACUUGGUAGUAAAACGGCUCUGAAUCGAAGGGAUACAUAUCGUCGUCGACAGAUGCAGCGUCAAGUUACAAGGCAAAUGUCAUUUGAUCUAACAAAGCUUUUGGUUACUGAAGACUGGUUCAGUGACAUUAGUCCUCAGACUAUGAGGCGAUUGCUCAACAUUGUUUCAGUAACAGGACGUUUACUAAGGGCAAACCAAAUUAGUUUCAACUGGGAUCGGCUUGCCUCUUGGAUAAACCUCACAGAACAAUGGCCAUACAGGACCUCUUGGCUUAUUCUUUACCUGGAAGAGACUGACAGUGUUCCAGAUCAUCUCACCUUGAAAAACAUUUAUGAAAGGAUUUCCAAAAACAUACCAACUACCAAAGAUGUGGAGCCACUUCUAGAAAUUGACAGUGAUAUUCGUAGCUUUGAAGUAUUCCUAUCUUCGAGAAUGCCUAUUCUUUCAGCACGAGAUGUAAAAACAUUUCUACCGUGCACAGUGAAUUUGGAUCCUAAACUGCGUGAAAUUAUUGCAGAUAUCCGAGCAGCUAGGGAUCAGAUGUCCACAGUGAAUAUCACAGGAAUUCCUUUUCCUUCACUACCUUUGCAGGAAGCUCCGCCUCGGACUGUGUUUAGCCAGGCACCGUCAGUCUGCUCCUCUUCCACUUCAUUCAAUGGUAAUGUAAUGUCACCACAACAUCCUAGCAGCUUUUAUAGUGGCAUGGUGGGCCAACAGCAUCCAUUUUAUAACCGGCCAUAUUUUGCCCCUCAUAUUUGUUACCUGCCAAGGCAAUACUUUGGCAGUUUGCAGCAUCCCAUCUCACGUUCAUCAACCAAAUCCAGUUUCUCAAGGGAACAGAACAGUAAUCUAGAGGUGAUCGAGGAGGCUGCUGAUGAGGGGCUUCCUUCCCCCACAGACACCUCACUGCUUAAAUUAAAGCAGGUGGCCAAUUCUAUUGCAGCAGCUUGUGCUACUGCUCCACUCAGUUCAAUGAAUGUGGAUGCUAUUUGUGAAAAACUUAGACAAUUGGAAGGAAUUGACCAAGCCAUGCUGGUUCAGUACAUUUGCACUAUCAAAAAGGCAAACAUUAAUGGAAGAGUGUUAGUUCAGUGCAAUCUGGAUGAACUGAAGAAAGAAUUAAGUAUGAAUUUUGGUGACUGGCAACUUUUUAGAAAUAUGGUGUUUGAGAUGCGUCAUUUGGAUACUCAGGUACUUCAAGAGGAAAUGAGAGCUGCUGGUGAAAAUGUUCCAGCACAAGCUGAUCGCUCCAGUCUUCAUGCAACAAACAGUGAUUAUGCAGGAAACUCCGAAAUUCCUGGACAUUCCCCGCAGGAAACCUUCAGCUUAAGUUUCAGCUUUGAGGAGCUGAGAGCAGUUGAUGUUGAAGAACCAGUAAGACACUCCAAUUCUGGUUGGCAGACUCAAAGGACGCCAAGUCUUUCAAGUAUCAACUCUCUGGAAUCUUCUAAUGGUCUCUCCAGGCUCACAGAUAAGCAGCAGGCUGAGUACAGAGAUGCCUACAAAGAAUACAUUGCACAGAUGGCACAGUUAGAUGGUCCAUCUAGCUCCACAGCUGCCAUCACUGAUGAAUCUUAUCACUCUACAUCCCAUGGUGCUGGUCAUUUUUUUAUGGGGAAAAGCCUAACAACCUUUCAAUCUAGUUCAGAACAAGAUGGUGAACAGAAACAAAACGAUGACAAAAAAUCCUUUACAGGCAAAAGAGAAACCAUUUCACGUGCAGGUAAGUCUUCUGCAGGUGAUUAUGGUGAUUAUGCAUCAUCUACAGUUUCUACGGCUGAUGCGUCACUAUUGGAUCCCAUUACUGAAGAGGAUGAAAAGCCAGAUCCCUCGACAACUAAGCUAAUCUCUAGAAAGGAAUCUUCAGACAGAGUGAAUAUCUUCCAGGGACCCGAUUUAACAGUUAAGGGCUUACACUAUCGGAAACUGCCCAGCGAAGAAGAUGAAUCGGGUCAAGAAGAAGCAGAUUAUACACCACUGCUUAAAGAUGGAACAACAAAAGAGAAAAAUGAAAAACAGACCAAUUCCACUGAUCACGGAAAUGCUGCUAUCAAAUCCCUGAUCAAGUCAAAGGAAUAUCUUUCUGAUGCUAUGCUUGACAAAAAGGAUUCAUCAGACUCUGGGGUUAGAUCCAGUGAGAGUUCACCAAACCACUCACUCCGUGAUGAAACAGAAGACAGCCAGCUGGAGAAAACAAAUUUGAUUGAGUUGGAAGAUGAUCCAUCCAAAGAUAAGCGAGGUAUUCCAAACAGUCUAAGUGGCCUACAAGACCCAAGUGUUGCUCGUAUGUCUAUCUGUUCUGAGGAUAAGAAGAGCCCCACGGGUUCAACCUCUGAAUGCAGUCUGUUAGCCAGUAGUCCUGAGGAAAACUGGCCUUUAUCUCACAAAGCAUUUAAUGUAACCAACAUGAACAGAACAGCAAGCACAGAGACCCUGAAUAACAACAGCAAUACUUCUAGGCUGCAGAAUGCAGAUGAAGGUGAGACAAAAGAAUUUUUGGAAACAGCCGGUGACCCUGAGCACUUGGGAAAAAAUGCAUCUCGAAUUGUCCAUCCUACACCAGGCUCUGCAAUGAGCAAAGAGCCAGUCCAGAAUGAUAUGUAUGCAGCUUCAUUCAAGAAUGACAACCUUCGAGGGCUAGGUAUGAAGCGGUGCCUUGCUUCCAAAGUUCCUUCAAAUUUUAUUAAGCACACAAAGAGCAGCACCUCAUCUGAGCUACAUGUAGUUGGUCCCGGUGAUUCCUAUGGCGAAGAACGGGAGAGCAUCCUGUAAAAGAAACAAAGUGAUCUGUCAAAAAUCCAAGUUUGAUAAAUGGAAAUUCAUUUCUUGCAUUGUUAAGAAUUCCACGUUUGACUUUUAUUUUUCAUAAUGCACUUUCCUUGGUUUGUUUUAGAACAUACCUCAAAUCAAGUACUAGAUUAAUUCUAUCAAGGAAGUAUUAUGUGUAGUGGUAAUAUAUGACAGUAAUACUGUUUACUGUUUGUGUGUUUAAAAAAAGAAAUUGUUGUGAUUCUGAGUUAAACUGAUAUCUUGUGAUUGUAAAGCUAGUAUUUCUCGUAAUGUCAGUUUGAAGUGUCAAUGUGGUCAGUAUUUAUUGCCAUGUGUUUUUCAAAUAUAUAUGAAAAUUAGCUUUACAGUCGUAACUUGUAUUGGUUGUAUGAAUCAUCUUGAUUUUAGAUGUAUGCCACAGUUGAGCAGUAUCUGUGAUUUGUGCUUUUUGACAGUCAAGGUUAAAUAAUUUUUGUUUUUGUCAGAAAAGAUAGUAAUGUAAUAUUUCAUUGUUUGGUGUCAAAAUUCCCUGCUAUGUUGGUUUGUAUUUAUGUGAUCUUAAAAGCUGUUGUCUUUUGUGCAUAUGUUGAAAUAAAUAGUUGUA